Molecule: messenger RNA, 1805 nt
Organism: Lemur catta (Ring-tailed lemur)
Lineage: Eukaryota; Metazoa; Chordata; Mammalia; Primates; Lemuridae
Product: PR domain zinc finger protein 5-like
Biological process (GO): negative regulation of DNA-templated transcription
Cellular component (GO): nucleus
Molecular function (GO): RNA polymerase II transcription regulatory region sequence-specific DNA binding; DNA-binding transcription factor activity
Source: RefSeq, a predicted model, not a curated record
GGCCGAGGAGGGGCCGAGCCGCGGGGGAUCCUGGACUCGCAGGGAGGGGGACUCGGGGAGGAAACGCGCGUCCCCGGCCCCGCCGGCGGCUCCCUCCGCCCCGCACCCGCCUACGAUGCGCCGCCGCGGCCGGGAACAUGCUGGGCAUGUACGUGACGGACAGGUUCUCCCUCCGGUCCUCCCGCGUGCAGGACGGGAUGGGGCUCUACACGGCCCACGGCGUGAGAAAGGGUGAAAAGUUUGGACCCUUUGCUGGAGAGAAGAGAAUGCCUGAAGAUCUGGAUGAAAAUAUGGAUUACAGGCUGAUGUGGGAGGUGCGCGGGAGCAAGGGGGAGGUGCUGUACGUCCUGGACGCCACUGACCCGCGCCACUCCAACUGGCUCCGGCUCCUGCACGAGGCGCCCUCCCAGGAGCAGAAGAACUUGGCCGCCAUUCAGAGGUUUCAUCACAGACAACUGGGUCUCCCAUCUCCACCUCGCUUGGUGAUGACGGUUGAAGUUGGUUUAUUCUGGGGUCUUCUCUGGCAACACAUGAAAUUCCAGUAUGAAAGAGCUAGAAGGUCUGACUUGAAUUAUUUGAGAGGAAGUGAAACUGAGCGGUUCCUGGCUGUGACCAGACGCCGUUCCCCACGACCUGCAGGUCGCGCUGGCCGGGGAGAGGACUGCGCCUGCCUGCACUGCGAGUCGAGCUUCGCCAGCGAGGACAUCCUGGCCGAGCACCUGCAGACGCUGCACCAGAAGCCCACGGAGGAGAAGGAAUUCAAGUGCAAAAACUGUGGGAAGAAAUUCCCCGUUAAGCAGGCUUUGCAGAGACAUGUUCUUCAGUGCACAGCGAAAAGCAGUCUGAAGAAUUCCUCGCGAGGUUUUCAGUGCUCUGUUUGCAAUUCCUCCUUCAGCUCAGCAUUGAGCUUUGAGCAGCAUCAGGGAACGUGCCGGGGUGAUGCCAGGUUCGUGUGCAAGGCCGGCAGCUGUGGGAAGAGGCUGAAGAGCAAGGAUGCCCUGAAAAGGCACCAGGAAAAUGUCCACACUGGAGAUCCUAAGAAAAAGCUCGUAUGUUCUGUGUGCAGUAAAAGGUGUUCGUCAGCAUCAAGCCUACAGGAACACAGAAAGAUUCACGAGAUAUUUGAUUGUCAAGAAUGUAUGAAGAAGUUUAUUUCAGGCAAUCAGCUGAAACGUCAUAUGAUCACGCACUCAGAAAAACGGCCCUACCAUUGCGAGAUUUGUGACAAGUCUUUCAAGCGGCUGGACCAGGUGGGUGCCCACAAGGUGAUACACAGCGAAGACAAACCUUACAAGUGCAAGCUCUGUGGAAAGGGCUUUGCCCACAGAAAUGUUUACAAGAAUCACAAGAAGACCCACUCUGAGGACAGACCAUUCCAGUGCGAGGAGUGCAAGGCUUUGUUCCGGACCCCGUUUUCUUUGCAGGGACACCUACUGAUACAUAACAGUGAGAGGACUUUCAAGUGUCAUCACUGCGAUGCUACCUUUAAAAGGAAGGAUACGUUAAAUGUUCACGUCCAAGUGGUCCACGAAAGACACAAGAAGUACAGGUGUGAGCUCUGUAAUAAGGCGUUUGUCACACCGUCAGUGCUUAGAAGUCAUAAGAAAACUCGUACGGGAGAAAAGGAGAAAGUCUGCCCGAAGUUCGCCAGCAGUGGGACCCUGAGGGUCCAUAUCCGCAGCCACACAGGCGAGUGUCCCUACCAGUGCCCCUACUGUUAAAAAGGAUUCAGUAAGAACGACGGGCUGAAGAUGCACAUCCGCACCCACACCAGGGUAAGGCUCUCGUUCAUGCCGAUCAGGUAA